AUGGUCAAGGCUCUUUUUCAGGCACUGCUGGCCUGUCUGUCAGUCCAGUCCAUGCUAGCAGCAUCAGAGUACGCCUGCACCAGAACCAAAGUAGCCGUCCUCGGAGCCGGCGUUGCUGGGAUCACUGCUGCGCAAGCGCUAUCCAACAACUCGGUUUCGGACUUCGUGAUCAUCGAGUACAAUGCAGAGAUAGGAGGACGAUGCCGAUGGAUGAAGUUCGGGAAUGACUCUGAAGCGAACCAGUACACAGUGGAGCUAGGUGACAAUUGGGUCCAAGGAACUGGUACGGAAGACGGCCCUGAGAACCCCAUCUGGACUUUGGCCAAGAAAUACAAUCUGAUCGGCACCUAUUCCGACUUUUCGUCGGUUCAGACCUAUGGCGAAAAUGGCCAAGUUGACUACUUGGCCAAAGCGGACGAUUUUGAAGAGGCAUACGCCUACGUGGAGCAGGACGCCGGAAUCAUUCUGAGUGAGAACCUGCAAGACCGGAGUUUCCGAGCCGGGCUCAACCUGGCUGGCUACAAACCUACGCUGGACCCCGAGGCUUCGGCUUGGGAGUGGUUCAGCUUUGAUUUUGAAUUUGCUCAGACUCCUGAUGUAAGUUCCCAGGAGUUCGCAGUCGUCAACAAUAACGCCUCGCUUUACGGCUUCUCGGAAGAUAACUACUUUGUGCACGAGCCCCGUGGCUUUAAUACCUUCAUUCGUGGCGAAGCCUCUACCUUCCUUACCCCCUCGGACCCGCGUCUACUUCUUUCCACCAUCGUCACCAAUAUCAGUUAUACCCCCGAGGGUGUGACCAUCACCAACGACGAUGGCUCAUGCAUCUCCGCCGACUACGCCAUCUGCACUUUCUCAGUUGGUGUACUUCAAUCCGACCUGGUGACUUUUGACCCUCCACUUCCACAAUGGAAACGCAUCGCGAUCGAAACCUUCCAAAUGGCUAUCUACACCAAAAUCUUCUUUCAAUUUCCUCCCGACCGCAUUUUCUGGAAUUCCAGCUAUCAAUACCUCCUCUACGCCUCCCCACAACGUGGCUACUACCCUAUCUUCCAACCGCUCGACCUCCCUGAUUUCCUCCCCGGCUCUGGAAUCUUCUUCGCUACCGUCGUGACCGACCAAUCGCGACGCAUCGAAGCCCAAUCCGACGAGCGCACCAAAUCCGAGAUCCUCGCCGUUCUGCGCCAAAUGUUCGGUGACGAAAACGUCCCCGAUCCGAUCGAUUUCAUGUACCCGCGCUGGGGCCAGACGCCCUGGGCGCGAGGCUCCUACUCCAACUGGCCCCCUGGCUUGACCCUCGAAGGGCACCAGAACCUCCGCGCCAAUGUCGACCGUCUAUGGUUCGCCGGUGAAGCCACCAGCCAGCAGUACUUUGGGUAUUUGCAAGGGGGUUAUCUGGAGGGUAAAGGAACUGGGGAGAGGGUGGCGACGCUGGUGAAUGGUGGGUUAGGGGAGGGGGAUACGAGGGUUGAGGGGGAGGUGCAAGGGGACGAGGCGCGGUACGAGGUGCUGAAGGGCACGACGACGAUUGAAGAGUAUGGGCCAUUCAAUGGGUGGUACGUGAGCAGUUUCCAGGAAGGAGAGGAUGAGGAGGAGGGUGGAUUCUGA
Messenger RNA from Endocarpon pusillum Z07020, 1605 nucleotides. RefSeq lists its product as uncharacterized. The coding region runs from base 1 to 1605 and encodes 534 amino acids. Gene Ontology annotation, molecular function: oxidoreductase activity. The record is from RefSeq and is a predicted model, not a curated record. The transcript has 6 exons. NCBI's taxonomy places the organism in Eukaryota, Fungi, Ascomycota, Eurotiomycetes, Verrucariales, Verrucariaceae.